Molecule: messenger RNA, 848 nt
Organism: Ostrinia furnacalis (Asian corn borer)
Lineage: Eukaryota; Metazoa; Arthropoda; Insecta; Lepidoptera; Crambidae
Gene: Ntf-2
Product: nuclear transport factor-2
Exons: 4
Coding region: 135-527 (130 amino acids)
Biological process (GO): nucleocytoplasmic transport
Source: RefSeq, a predicted model, not a curated record
UUUUAACAACGCACAACACUAGCUUGCCAUUAUUCACCGUGAAUGGUUUUACAGGGGCCCGAAAAGGCCAAAUUAUUUUGUAAUAUCAGUGUUUUCUGGUCAUUUUAGUGAUAUUUCAGACUUUAAUUGUCUAAAUGGCGCUUAAUCCCCAGUACGAUGCUAUCGGGAAGGGUUUUGUUCAACAAUAUUACACAUUGUUCGACGAUCCGGCACAACGAGCAACACUCGCUAAUAUGUAUAAUGUCGAAACAUCAUUUAUGACUUUCGAAGGAGUUCAAAUCCAGGGUGCUGUUAAAAUUAUGGAAAAAUUAAAUAGCUUGACAUUUCAAAAAAUUGGUAGACUAAUAACAUCAGUCGACUCACAACCAAUGUUCGAUGGUGGAGUUCUAAUAAAUGUUCUUGGAAGAUUGCAGUGCGACGACGACCCUCCACACCCGUACAUGCAGACCUUCGUCCUGAAGCCGCUCGCAGACACAUUCUUUGUUCAGCACGACAUAUUCCGCCUCGGUAUCCAUGAUUCAGCUUAAAUCCCAAGUAACUUAACUUCGAGACAAUCGAACAAGAUCAUAAUAAUUGCUACCGCAGUCAGUUAACACACUGUAUCACGUUUUGGUUAUCUAGGUAUAAGUUAUCAAUGCAAUCUAUUGUCUAUUUGAAAAUUCAAAAAUAAAUUAAUAUUAAGGAGCCUGGCACAAUGAGGAUAGAUUAGCAGUCAUAAGUUUUGCUAGAUUAAUUUUGAAAUGAAAUAAUCUUUAAUAAUUACCUGUUAACGAACUAAUAUGUUGUGCUAGGGAUCCAAAUAUUGGCAUCGUGUUUGGCUUAGUCAAGUAUGGAAGGCUUUAGUCAAA